Molecule: messenger RNA, 2500 nt
Organism: Cannabis sativa
Lineage: Eukaryota; Viridiplantae; Streptophyta; Magnoliopsida; Rosales; Cannabaceae
Product: probable protein phosphatase 2C 33
Exons: 6
Coding region: 648-2084 (478 amino acids)
Biological process (GO): protein dephosphorylation
Molecular function (GO): protein serine/threonine phosphatase activity
Source: RefSeq, a predicted model, not a curated record
UAUUAUUUUUCAUAUUCCAAAACCAAAAACACUCUCUUUCUUUCUCUAAGAAAACACUUCUUUCUCUCUCAAUCUCUCUCUCUUCCCAUAGAGAAAGUCAUGACCUUUUAUUUAUUGUUAUAAUAAUAGAGCGGGUAUUUUGCAAUCUUGUAUCUCUUUUCUUCUAUUUUUCUGGUGCUUGGUGGUUGCCCCUAUAAUUUCUCUUUGUAGUAACUCUCUCUCUCAUUGUCCAUUUUCCCAACCCCAUCUCUAUCUACUCCCACUAAACACAUUUUUUCUCCAUUUGGGAGCUGGGUUUUAUUUUUUUUCUGUUCUUUUUCUUUCCACCACUGGUAUUGUGUUAGCUUUCACCAGAGAAAAGAGAGAGUCAGAGGAAGGGUGUCUUUUUCUGUAUGCCAAGUUGCCGAAUGAGCUGUUCUGAAUUCUCUGCACAUUUUCUCUGUCUUCGUUUGGCUAUUUUCGCAUGAGUUUCUUCGGUUCAUUGGGUUGAUCCAAGAAGAGUUAUUUCGUUUGAGGCGCUCUGGUUUUUGACUCAAGAUCACAACUUUGAGACACUCUUUUGAGAACAACUUUGAGACACUCUUUUGAGGGGUUGUGAUUGUUUGGCUGGUCUGGAGUGCAUAUUAAAUAUAAUCAGGGCCCUGAGAAUGGGGUCCUGCUUAUCUGCAGAAAGCAGGAGCCCUCGUGGCAGUUCACCGUUGUCUCCCUCACUUGGGGUCAGGAAAAGGAAGAACUCCAAAAAGAAACCUGGGUCUCGAAACUCUUCCUUCGACUAUCGGAGAGAAGAGCCACUGCACAGGAUUCCUGGGAGGAUGUUCUUAAAUGGGUCAAGUGAAGUUGCAUCACUUUUUACUCAACAGGGCAAGAAAGGGACCAAUCAGGAUGCCAUGCUUGUUUGGGAGAACUUUGGUUCCAGAACAGAUACAAUUUUCUGUGGUGUUUUCGAUGGUCAUGGUCCUUAUGGUCAUAUGGUUGCGAAAAGAGUGAGGGAUUCUCUUCCUCUAAAAUUGAGUGCACACUGGGAAGUGAACAUAACUAGUGGGGAUGUUCUUAAAGAGAUCAGCCUCAAUACUGCAGGAAGCAUGAAUCCAGAAGAUACGACAACUCUAGCAUCUGUUGAUGAAGAACCGAGGACCCCUAUUGAUAUGGGGGAAGCAGAAAAGCACCCUGAGAUCUUUCAGACGCUGAAAGAGUCAUUUUUGAAGGCUUUCAAAGUCAUGGACAGGGAACUGAGAACACAAGCAAGUAUAGAUUGCUUCUGUAGCGGAACUACAGCUGUAACUCUUGUUAAGCAGGGCCGGGAUAUUGUCAUUGGAAAUGUAGGGGACUCGAGAGCAAUACUCGCUACGAGAGACAUUGACAAUUCCUUGAUUCCAGUUCAGUUGACUGUGGAUCUCAAACCAAAUCUCCCAGCGGAAGCUGAGAGGAUUCGUAAGUGUAGAGGGCGUGUAUUUGCUCUUCAAGAUGAACCUGAAGUUGCUCGAGUUUGGCUGCCAAACAACAAUUCACCUGGCCUUGCCAUGGCUCGUGCUUUUGGUGAUUUCUGCCUAAAGGAUUUUGGUCUAAUCUCUGUGCCUGAAAUAUCCUAUAGGAGAACCACUGAGAAAGAUGAGUUUAUUGUCUUGGCUACAGAUGGGAUAUGGGAUGUCCUGACAAACAAAGAAGUUGUAGACAUAAUAGCUUCAGCUCCAUCUCGUUCCACAGCAGCUCGAGCAUUAGUUGAGACAGCAGUGCGAGCUUGGAGACAUAAAUACCCUACAUCAAAAGUAGACGACUGUGCUGUAGUUUGCCUCUUCCUUGACUCAGACACCAACAAUUUGUCUGUUGCUGCAAAUACUAGGCCUAAGGAAGAUGGGGUUAACUGUGCAGCUGAGAAAGAAGAAGAUAUCUCAUGUACUACUGGUUUGGACCGGUCAGGUACUGUCCGAACAUGUGAAGAGAUUCAUCCAGAAGAUGGGUCAGAUGUAAUGAAUUCAGAGCCAGGUAAGGAUUGGUCUGCUUUGGAAGGAGUUUCUCGUGUCAAUACAUUAUUGACUCUGCCAAGGUUUGUGCCUGGUGAAGAUGAAACCAAACCCCAAAAAUAAUAAUACAAGGGAAGAAGAAGAAGAACAAGUCAGUUUUACCUUCUUCCCUGGAUUAUUUUUUUCCUUAAAAUUUUUGUUUCCUUUUUCACAUUUUCUUUUUCAAUUUUUAUUAUUUUCUAUAGAUGGGAAUUCAGAAAAAUAUUUGUAGUGCCUUCAAUGUUAGAACUUGGACAGGAGAAGUUGGCCCGGCUAUAUUAGCAAUGUCUGGGGAAAGUGUCCUCUCUCUUGUGUGGGUAGGAUUGGAAUUUUUGUAAAACCAACUCUCCUUUUUUUUUUUAUUAUUUCAAAUUAAUUUAUGUUUCAAAGUGUCAUAUGUGAUAUUUGUUAUUCUGUAAUGAUGUUAAUAAUAAUGUUGUGAUUAUACAUUGUCUUUAUUUUUUGGCUGGAAGUUUAAUGAAUAUUCUUCUUCAUCUUAA